Molecule: messenger RNA, 447 nt
Organism: Nicotiana attenuata
Lineage: Eukaryota; Viridiplantae; Streptophyta; Magnoliopsida; Solanales; Solanaceae
Product: protein TRANSPORT INHIBITOR RESPONSE 1-like
Exons: 2
Coding region: 1-447 (148 amino acids)
Biological process (GO): SCF-dependent proteasomal ubiquitin-dependent protein catabolic process
Cellular component (GO): SCF ubiquitin ligase complex
Source: RefSeq, a predicted model, not a curated record
AUGACAAGUGCCAACUUGGUUACUAUUGCAAGGAACCGUCCUAUCUUGAUCAGACUACCUUUGUGUAUAAUCAAGCCUCAAACUCCUGAUUAUCUAGCCCUUGGACCGCUCGGUGCUGGUUUUGGAGCCAUCAUGCAACACUGCAAGGGAUUGUGGCGACUUUUGCUUUCUGGCCUCCUUAUGGAUCUCGUGGUCGAGUACAUCGAGGCCCAUGCUAAGAAGCUAGAGAUGCUCUCCGCAACUUUUGGAGGGGAUAGUGAUCUAGGCCUCUACUACGUGCUCUCCGGUUGUGAAAGCCUCCAUAAGUUGGAGGUCAGGGACUGCCCCAUUGCCAAAGCUGGUGAGUCUAUGACAGAAUGCUAUCGAAGCUUAGCAUCGCCAAAACUAGCAGUCAGGCUGUUGAACAACAACCAAGGCAUUGUCGAUUUGGGAGGGAUGAAAGUGUGA